This is a messenger RNA of Coffea eugenioides, 4482 nucleotides long. RefSeq lists its product as uncharacterized. The record is from RefSeq and is a predicted model, not a curated record. Gene Ontology annotation, molecular function: DNA helicase activity. Gene Ontology annotation, biological process: DNA repair; telomere maintenance. NCBI's taxonomy places the organism in Eukaryota, Viridiplantae, Streptophyta, Magnoliopsida, Gentianales, Rubiaceae. Bases 1 to 4482 code for a protein of 1493 amino acids. The transcript has 9 exons.
AUGGAUCAGGCACGUGAAGUUAUUGAGCCACAUUCAUGUGGCUAUCCAGUACAAAUACCUGAUGUUAGCUAUGUUAGCAAUCAUCACUGUGCUGUUACGGACAUUAUGAACAGUUGUUCUGCUUCUACAUCAGAACACCUGACUUCCUUGCCUACUAAAUAUUCAUCAAUAGCCAACCUGUUCAACAGUCAGCUAAUGAAAGAAAUCUUGCACAAAAUAAAAGAAAACGUCCAGCUAUUUAAAUUAUUGGUUACUUCAGAUAUCAUUCUGUUCCUGUUAGAAAGAAGACCUAGAAAAGGAAGAGAGUUGUUGGAUUUAAUAGCGAAUACUGCUGACAUUCUGCCAAAGCAGAGAGUUCUCGACACUGUGAACAGACUUCCUGAUAUUUUGAGAGAAUUACUGACGUCAUCUUCGGAGGAAGCAAAAGCAUUCAGGGAGCUCAUUAGGACUUACAACAAUCAAUAUGGAGUCACAUCUUUUGGUGUUAAGUGUAAUAGGGAUCUGUGCAGAAACAUGCAGCUUUACUUUCAUGAUAUUGAAAAUGAAGUAUCUAAUCGUCUAGCUGCCUGUCCUAGAUUAUCUGAGAGUGUGAUAAAGAAAUUAAUCACUGUUUUUCAGCAUAAUCCAUAUGCUCGCUUCUUUAGGAAUUUAUGUCACAUUCCUAACUUAGACAGCUACAAAAUAGUGUUGCAUACUCUUCCUGGUCUAGAUCAGAGAGUAUAUAACAAACCAACAGAGUCACAAGUUGCAGCAUUAUGGGUAGAAGGAGAAGAAAAUGGUGAAAAUAGCCGCCGUAAUAGACAAGUUUACACUUGUGGUGGUUCUCCACGUAACAUUCAGUAUUAUUAUGGCUGCUAUGAUCCAUUACAAUACCCUUUAAUGUUUCCAUUUGGAGAGCUGGGUUGGCAUCAAGGAAUUGCUAAGAAAGGCAUAAAAACAAGAAACAGAAAGCAAAAAACAAAAAAUGCAUCAGCUGAAAUGAUUGCCCCAGCAACUGCUUUAAGUGCUGAUCAGCUGCUGUACAAUGAAGAAAUUGCAAUGCAUGGACUGGAAGAGGAUCCAACUUUUGUUUCACUGAGGGAAUAUUACGCGUACAAACUUCAGAUUAGAGAUUCAAAUGAAUCUCUGCUUCUGCAUUUUUGCAGAUUGUUUCAACAGUAUGUUGUUGAUGGAUAUGUGAAGAUUGAGAAACAAAAACUAGACUUUUUCAGGUCACAGCAGGAAGAAAUCAGGAGAGAAUUUUUGAAUGGCAUAAUGGAUGCAGUGGCUGCUAGAGAAACUCAUGGGUCAAAUAUUGGCCAACGAAUUAUACUGCCACCAGGUUUCAUAGGAGGUCCUAAAAAUAUGCGUCGCAGAUACAUGGAUGCAAUGACUUUAGUGCAGAAAUUUGAAAAACCUGAUCUGUUUUUGACAAUGACUUGCAAUCCUAAUUGGCCAGAAAUCAAGGAACAUUUGAUUGCUGCAGAUGAAACACAGAACCGCCCAGAUUUGAUUUCAAGAGUCUUUCAUGCUAAGUUAGAAAAGUUAAAAGAUGAACUUUUUAAGAAGCACAUUUUUGGUGAGAUAGCUGCUUAUACAUAUGUAAUUGAGAAUCAAAAACGAGGUAUGCGUCACGCACAUUUCCUUUUGAUUCUCAAAUCCAAGUAUAAGUUGUAUACUGCAGAUGAAUAUGACAAAAUAGUUUGUGCUGAGAUACCUGACAAAAAGAAAUUUCCUCAUCUAUAUAAAAUGGUAGUUAAGCAUAUACAUCAUGGUCCUUGUGGUUCAGCAAAUCCACAGAAUGUCUGCAUGAAAAAAAAUGGAUUCUGUAAAAACUCUUAUCCAAAAGAAUUCUGCAAUGCAACUAUUCAAGUAGCUGAUGCAUAUCCAAAGUAUAGGCGCAGAGAUAAUGGCAUCAAAGUUAAAGUGAGAAAUGUAUGGCUCAAUAAUCGCUGGGUUGUCCCUUAUAGCGCCUAUCUACUUGCAAAAAUUGACUGCCACAUUAACAUUGAUAUAUGUUCGACAGUAAAGGCAAUCAAAUAUAUAUACAAGUACAUUUGUAAGGGACAUGACAGAACCAGCUUUCGAGUUGUAGCUGAUAGUCCACAUUGUGAGAUUGAUAAAAUCAAACAGUAUGUGUCAGCAAGAUGGAUAUCCCCUCCAGAGGCUACUUGGAGAAUUUACAGGUUUCCAACUAGCGAGAUAAAGCCAGCUGUUAUUCACUUACAGUUGCAUCUGGAAAACCAGCAACCGAUGAGCUUCAAGAAGAACACUGAUCUGCCUAAUGUUGUCAAUAAUGGUCAACUAAGAAAAACAAUGUUAACUGAAUUCUUUUACGUGAACAGAAUGAACAAGGAAGUUGAGGAUCUGAAUUACACCUAUGUGGAAUUUUCAGAACAUUUUGUUUGGAGUCCGAGCCAAAGAAUGUGGAAAAUUUGUGAGCAGAGAGAUUCUAUAGGUAGAAUAGUUGUUGCACAUCCUGGUAAAGGUGAAAGAUAUUAUCUAAGAUUGUUAUUGACAAAAGUCAGAUGUCCAACAUCAUUUGCAGAUCUCAGAACUUUUGCUGAAGUUCAGGUGCAGACUUUCCGUGAAGCAGCAUUGUUAAGGGGAUUACUGGAGGAUGAUAACAGCCAGGAACUUUGUUUGCAAGAAGCUUCUCACUUUCAUAUACCAUAUGAAAUGAGAAGAUUGUUUGCAACACUCCUGGUUUAUUCAAGUCCCAAUAAUCUGCCAUCAUUGUGGUCUAAAUUUGAAGAUGUUAUGUCUGAAGACUUUCUUAGAUGCAAAACUUUAACAGCAAGUCAAGUUAGAACAAAGGUGCUUGAUCAAAUAAAUGGCUUCUUACAGUCUAUGGGGAAAAAUAUUUCUUCAUUCAACUUGUACCCACUUGAUUUCUCAAUGGAUGAUAUGGAAAGUCAGACAAGGGAGUUAAAUGCAGAAAGAAAUAUAAGUGUUGCAGCAGCUGAUUUGGAUACUUGUGCUUUGCUGAAUCAAAAGCAAAAAGAAGCAUUUAAUGUCAUCUGUGAAAAAGUUUACACCAACAAAAGUGGUGCUUUCUUCGUUGAUGGUCCGGGAGGUACCGGAAAAACCUUUUUAUAUCAUGCAUUACUCGCUGAUAUAAGAUCAAAAGGUCAUGUUGCACUUGCUACCGCAACAUCUGGAAUAGCUGCUUCAAUUCUUCCAGGAGGGAGAACAGCUCACUCGCGAUUCAAAAUUUCAAUAGAUAUUUCUGAUGGAGGAACUUGUCGGAUUAGUAAGCAGAGCUCUCUAGUAACUUUGAUCAAAGAAUCAAAGCUAAUCAUUUGGGAUGAGACUCCAAUGUCUAAACGAGCAGCUAUUGAAGCAUUGGAUGAUAUGCUUAGAGACAUCAUGAACUCAAACAAAAUUUUUGGAGAAAAGGUAGUAGUUUUUGGAGGUGAUUUCAGGCAAACAUUACUGAUUGUUCGUAGUGGAACAAAGGCUGAAACAAUUAAUGCUUGCUUCAUUAAUUCGUCUUUGUGGCCUCACUUGCAAAAGUUACAAUUAACUGAAAACAUGAGAGCAAAAUCAAAUCCAUUGUUUACACAGUUUAUAUUGAAAGUAGGAAAUGGUUUAGAACAGCUGCACAAUACUGAUUUGGUUGUUAUACCGUCUUCAAUUAUGAUCAAAUACACCAAUGAAGUUGAUUCACUUGAAAGACUGAAGGAUGCUGUCUAUCCUGAUAUUAACACUAUAUCAGAAAAUGCAGCUUUGUCGUUGAACAGAGCAAUAUUGACAACAAAAAACCACUUUGCUGAGUAUGGUGAUUUCCUUAACACAUUAAGUCCGAGUGGUUUGCCUCCUCACAAGCUUGUGCUUAAGCCACAUGCACCAAUAAUUUUGUUACGAAAUCUUGAUCCAACUGAAGGGCUAUGCAAUGGAACAAGACUGAUCUGCAAGUCCUUGACUAAAAAUGUCAUUCAUGCAGAAAUAGCAGUUGGUCACUUUGCUGGCAAGAAGGUCUUCAUACAUAGGAUUCCUUUGCAACCUACAAAUGAUGACCAAUACCCUGUUCCUUACAAAAGGACUCAAUUUCCUGUUCGUUUAUGUUUUACUAUGACUAUUAACAAAUCUCAAGAACAGACACUUGAUUUUGUUGGUCUCUAUCUGAAGGAACAUGUCUUUUCACAAGGACAAUUAUAUGUUGCAUUGUCCCGUGCCAAAACAUCAAAUGCUAUUCGGGUUUUGAUUAAACCAGAGUACUUUAGCUUAGAUGAUAUUGAUUGCAUAAAAAAUAUAGCUUAUAGAGAAAUAUUGGAUCAUUCUUGUUACGACAGAAUGAGCAGGCGUUUAUUCGACAUACUUGAUAUCAAUAAACAAACUGGACCAUGGACCGUCCUUGUUCAGGUUGUUGAAAGAGGAAAUGUACAUGUAGCACGUACUGCACCAUACAAAAAAUUCCGUCGAUUCUUGUUGACUGAUUCUCAGAUUUCUACACCAGUCUCCGGCACACAGCAAUACUUGAACAGUUCUCGGGUGAAGUGA